AUGAGUAUUCAAGGUCAUCUCCUUUUAGGGUUAGUGGUUUUUGCUUUCUCAGUGAAAUCCAUUGUUGAAGCUUUAACACCAACUUUUAGCUUGAAGUUGCUUAACCGUAGCAGUUUCCCAGCAGGCUUCGUCUUUGGGGCAUCUACAUCUGCUUAUCAGACUGAAGGAGCGGCUAAUGAAGGUGGUAAAGGCCCAAGUAUAUGGGAUACUUUCACACAGAGAUACCCGGGUAAGAUAAGGGAUGGUAGUAAUGGAGACAUGGCCACUGAUUCUUAUCAUCGAUACAAGGUGCAAUGCAAGCCAACAUUUUUUGGUUAA
Ilex paraguariensis (yerba mate) is the source of this 318-nucleotide messenger RNA. Lineage: Eukaryota; Viridiplantae; Streptophyta; Magnoliopsida; Aquifoliales; Aquifoliaceae. The record is from the annotation of a GenBank genome assembly.